Messenger RNA from Phaeodactylum tricornutum CCAP 1055/1, 691 nucleotides. RefSeq lists its product with no specific name. The record is from RefSeq and is a predicted model, not a curated record. Lineage: Eukaryota; Bacillariophyta; Bacillariophyceae; Surirellales; Neidiaceae. Bases 29 to 691 code for a protein of 220 amino acids. The transcript is spliced from 2 exons.
CAACAACAAUCCUAAACAACAACACAGGAUGAGAUUCUCUGGUGCUCUUGGUCUCUUGUUAACGUUCAAAAGCGCUCGCGCCUUUUCGGUGCUGCCUGCCCCAUCCGCGGCGACGUCGGGCAAGCACGCCUUCUGUUACCCCGCCAGCACCGUCGUGUUGACCACACACUUGUACAGUCUCCUUGACAAUAUCAAAUCGGACUCAUACAAUCUCAUCAGCACCAACAACAAUCAGGGAGACGACGUCAACUUGUCCGAUGCCUACGAAAUGUUCGUCGCAGAUCUUGUCUUUUCCACCAACAACCCGCGCGUCGACGAAGUGCGCAUUGGACUCCGAGAUCUAUACAACAUCAUCAUUGACAUACAAACCCGCGUUGAAGUCAGCAAGUUGGCCGAACAACGUCAGGCCGUCAAAGCCGCUUCCGUAGAGCAAUGCCGGACAAUCCAGGCUCGUGCCAUUGAAACACAAACCAAUAAAGAAGAAAUGGACCACCAACAGGUCAAACAGAGCUUUUACAAGACGGAAAUUACGCCUGAAAUUUGUUUGAGCUACGAAGGGCUUUUGAAAACAGUCCUGCCCCUGUACAGGGCGGGUGACUUUCGGAACGUGUCCAUUCUUACCAGUAUCACAAAAGCACAGGUGGUUGCCGCUCCAGCAUUGUGGUUGGAGCAAAAGUGGCUACAUGAUUAG